AUGGCCGCUACGCGUGCAGCUAAACAAGCGCUUAGAAAAGAAAUAAAGCGACGGGUUGCAUUAUUAAGUGAACAGGAGAAACACCGACAGUCUUUAAUUGUUUGCCAAAAGCUCAUCAGACAUCCAAAGUAUGUGGCUGCCAAACGUAUUGCUGUGUUUCUCAGCAUGAAUGACGAAGUUUGCACCGAGGAAAUCAUCAAAAAUAUUUUCAAAGUGGGUAAAAGCUGCUUCAUUCCCAGAUAUGAGCACAGCAGCAACCACAUGGACAUGCUGAAACUCAAUAGCAUAGAGGACAUGGCCACACUACCCAAGACAUCUUGGAAUAUCCUGCAGCCUGCUGAAGAUGACGGGAGCAGAGAAGAAGCAUUGUCUGCAGGGGGUCUGGAUCUCAUCUUAAUGCCAGGUCUGGGGUUUGACCUGUCAGGGAAGCGUCUGGGUAGAGGAAAGGGUUUCUACGACACCUAUCUGGAGCGCUGCUUUCAGCAUCCCAAAGGGAAGCCCCACACCAUCGCGUUGGCCUACAAAGAGCAAUUGUGUCAGGACAUUCCAGUUGACGACAACGAUGUGCUUAUUGAUGAAGUCCUUUAUGAAGAUGAACAGUAA
Messenger RNA from Nerophis lumbriciformis (worm pipefish), 603 nucleotides. Lineage: Eukaryota; Metazoa; Chordata; Actinopteri; Syngnathiformes; Syngnathidae. The record is from RefSeq and is a predicted model, not a curated record.